AUGGCGCGCGGACCAAAGAAGCACAUGAAGCGGCUUGCCGCUCCUUCCCACUGGAUGUUGAAUAAAAUAACGGGGCACUAUGCGCCACGACCUUCACCAGGUCCUCAUAAGCUGAGGGAGUGUCUACCUCUGGCUGUGUUGCUGCGCAAUCGAUUGAAGUAUGCACUGACAUACCAUGAGACGAAGUUGAUAGUGAUGCAGAGGUUGGUAAAAGUAGAUGGGAAAGUGCGGACAGAUCAGUGUUAUCCAGCAGGGUUUAUGGAUGUUGUUUCAUUAGAGAAGACGAAGCAGCACUUUCGUUUGCUGCUCGAUACUAAGGGGCGCUUCGUUCCCAGACCGAUAUCUUCAGAAGAAGCCUCUUAUAAACUUUGCAAAGUAAAGAAAGUCAUCAUCGGGCCUAAAGCUGUACCUGUACUCGUUACCCAUGACGCCAGAACUAUUCGCUUUCCCCACCCUAAUAUCAAAGUUCAUGAUACUAUUCGCGUCAAUAUCGCCGAUUCAAAGAUUUUGGAUACGUACAAGUUUGAAGUAGGGAACUUGGCGAUGAUAACUGGAGGGCAUAACGUAGGGCGUGUGGGUACCAUAGUAAACAGAGACAGACAUUUAGGAAGCUUCGAUAUCGUUCAUAUCCGCGACGCAAGAGGUAAUGAAUUCGCAACUCGUAUUAAUAACGUAUUUGUUAUCGGAAAGGGAGAUAAACCCAUGGUCUCUCUACCGAAGGACAAAGGCAUUCGUCUUUCUAUAUUCGAAGACAGACAGCUUAAACUCAAGAAGAAUGCUGGGCUUUAA
Molecule: messenger RNA, 789 nt
Organism: Eimeria acervulina
Lineage: Eukaryota; Apicomplexa; Conoidasida; Eucoccidiorida; Eimeriidae
Exons: 4
Coding region: 1-789 (262 amino acids)
Biological process (GO): translation
Cellular component (GO): ribosome; cytosolic small ribosomal subunit
Molecular function (GO): RNA binding; structural constituent of ribosome
Source: RefSeq, a predicted model, not a curated record